GUUGCGCAUCGUCUUCGUUUGGGAGUACUCGUUUCCAUGGAUCGCGUUGUGUGAAUAUGAAAGCAAAAGUUUCCGCAGAACGACUUCUGAGUCCUAAUUAAUCGACAACUCCCACUCUUCACUCUGCCGAGAAAAGUGAAGAAGCCGAGAACAACGAAAAGUGACAAAGUGCCAAGAGAUUUGAGACAUCAACGAAAGUUGUCUAAUUUCCUGCCCGCCGUGUGAAUACAAAAGCCACAAGACGAUGACGGCCACGGGAGAGCCAGGAGCUCGCGAGGAUUCCUCCGUCGGCGGAGGUCCGACGACCAUCACCACCCCCACCAGCGUUAUCGCUCCAAGCCCGAUCCCAGUGCCCAGCGAUGUGCCCAUGCCCAAUUCGAAUGGCAGUGGCAACCACAAGAGCACCAUCGUCAUCGAAAGUCAGCCGAAGCGGCGGGUCAGCAUUAUCUCCGAUCCGCCGGUGAUCGCCGGAACUGGAGGUCUCGGUGCCGGAUACGAUAAUCCCGCCUACGAACAGAACCCGAGGCGUAAAAUUUCACAGACUUCCACACACUCGCACUCGGAUAUUGGGCCGGCGCGAAGGAAGAGCAUCCUCAAGGAGCCAGUGCCCCAUGACAACGAUAGUGACCGGGCCUCAACCCACAGCUAUGAAAACUAUCGACAGAAUGCGCUGGACGUGCUCAACGCGAAGUACAAUGGCCACCAGAUGGGAAACACUUCCGGUGGCGACAGCAAUGGCGGAGCCAACUACGUGGAGGAGUCCUGGAUGUACACCUUCUGCCUCAAGUGCCGCGGCGAGGAGCCCUCCUCGUCCUGGGAGCCGCCCUUCUGGCAGAAGAUCUUCCCCUACCCGCUCUGUCCCACCUUCAGGACGGUGUCCCGCCUGAUUUCAAUUAUUCUAAUUGGUGUCCUUAUCUGGGUCACGGCCUUUGUGAUCAUCGGCGACUCAGCUGCCCCUGGAGGACAGCUCUUCGGCCUGGUCGUCCUCACUGUGGCCGCAAACUUUGGUGGCUACCUGAUAUCGCUGACCACCUUGCCGCGUCUAAUUGGAAUGCUCUUGGUGGGCAUUCUCUUCCAGAACGUUGGCUGGGCGAAUAUCGAUGGGGACUUCUCGAAGGUGACGGCGCACCUGCGCAAGUUCGCGCUGACCAUAAUCCUGACUCGAGCUGGCCUCGAAAUGGAGCCGGAGGCCUUCAAGAAGGUGUACAAGACGAUCCUGAAGCUGGGCAUCAUCCCGUGGUGCGUGGAGGCGGUGGUGAUGGCCGUGAUGUCGCACUUCCUGCUGGACCUGCCCUGGAUCUGGGCCUUCCUGCUGGGCUCGAUCAUCGCGGCGGUGUCUCCGGCUGUGGUGGUGCCCUGCCUUUUCCGGCUGCGGACCAAGGGCUACGGCGUGGCCAAGGGCAUUCCCACGCUGGUGGUGGCCGUGGCUGGAGUGGACGACGCCCUGUCGGUGGCCAUUUUCGGCAUCAUCAGCACGGUGAUGUUCUCCGACAAGGGGCUGGCCUACCAGAUCGCCCAGGCUCCGGUUUGCAUCCUGGGCGGACUGGGAUUCGGCGUCAUCUGGGGUUCGCUGGCCCGCAUCUUUCCGGAGAAGGGUGACGCGUACGUGGUGCCGCUGCGGACGCUGCUGCUCUUCACCGGCGGCCUGAUGGCCAUCUACGGCAGCGAGGAGCUGGGCUUCGAGGGCGCCGGACCCCUGGCCGUCGUCUUCUCGGCCUUCGUGUCGAACCUGUUCUGGUGCAAGGACGGCUGGGACGUGGAGGACAACCCGGUGUCCACCGCCUUCGAGAUCUUCUGGAUGAUCUUCGAGCCGAUCCUGUUCGGCCUGACCGGGGCCACCGUCAAGAUUCGCGAGCUGGACUCGCACACGGUGUCCAUUGGAGCGGCCUGCAUCUUCACGGGCGCCAUCCUGCGCAUCUUCACCACGGCGGGCAUUGCCUUCGGGGAUCGGCUGAACACCAAGGAGAAGUUCUUCGUCGGCCUGUCGUGGAUGGCCAAGGCCACGGUGCAGGCGGCCCUCGGUCCAGUGGCCCUGAAGCACCUCGGUGACGACUCCACGGACGAGGAGCGCAACUGGGCGAACAUCGUGCAGACGAUCUGCGUGUUCAGCAUCGUCCUGACCGCUCCGCUCGGAGCGAUCCUGAUCUCGGUGACGGGCACCAAGCUCCUGACCAAGACCAAACAGCCGCAGGAUCUCAGCGGCUGGCGACGCAGCCACCGGCCGUCCAUCCGCGACAUCAGCAUCAUCGACGAGGAGGAGGAGCGCGAGGAUCCCGAGAUCCCCGAGGACAAGGAGACGCACGACAACACGCUCACCAACGCCCACAUCCCCACCAUCUCCUACACCUACAACACAUAGUUCUCCUCGCCCUCCUUUUGCUCGACUUGUGUCAAGAAUAAUGUUGAUUGUUUUCCUAUUGUACACUAGUUUAAGCGGACCCUGCAUUCCGAAAUAAAUAAUUAAGAUAAGCACAA
Molecule: messenger RNA, 2475 nt
Organism: Drosophila ficusphila
Lineage: Eukaryota; Metazoa; Arthropoda; Insecta; Diptera; Drosophilidae
Gene: Nha1
Product: sodium/hydrogen exchanger 9B2
Exons: 6
Coding region: 245-2359 (704 amino acids)
Biological process (GO): proton transmembrane transport
Cellular component (GO): membrane
Molecular function (GO): antiporter activity
Source: RefSeq, a predicted model, not a curated record